AAAAUGAGGUUCCGUCUGGAAUUAUUCCUUGUUCUCUGCAUCUUAACAACAGUAUUUGCAGUCUGCCCAACAUGUUUUCCUGAUGAGAUUUGCAACACUGCAACCAACCUAUGUGAUUGUGAUCUUUCAAAGUACAGUGAAACGGUGCAAAUCCCACAACCACAACUAACAUGCGACUAUAAUAUGGUUUUGCGGAUACCAAGAUGUCAGAUGGAGAAAAAUGGAUAUGACUCUUCCAGUUUACACCUGAUUAAACCAACCUGCAGUCUUAACCAGCCAUAUGUAGCUGAUGUCUCAACCCUCAGUUAUUUGUGGCACAUAGCCAAGGAAGAUUGUGGUAACAUUCCAACUGAAAAUGUAACUCAUGUAACUUACUCCAAUAUGUUGUACAUAAACGCAAAAAAAUCACCACUUAUCACCAAAAAUAACAUCACUAUAAGCUUUUCCUGCAGUUAUCCAAAAGACAUGGAAACUACUGCCCUUAACUUUCCUGUGAAAACAAUAAUAGGGAACAUUACAUUUACUCUCCCUGGAGUAGCUGGGAAAAUCUCGGUAACCAUGACUAUUUACAGUGACUCUUCAUUUACCACACCUGUCACCAUUGGCACCACAUUGGUGGUGGAGCAACUGGUUUAUGUCUCAUUGCGGAUGCAAACAGUGGACAACUACAUCCUAAAAGUGGUCAAUUUGUACACCUCUGCAUCAUCAAAUCGCUCUGAUGAUCCAAAAUAUUAUCUGCUUCAGAAUGGCUGUCCAAACCUUAACCUUGGAGCCUUCCUACUUAAACCUAUAUGGAAUGGAAUAUACACUGAAGCGAGAUUUCAAAUGAAAACUUUCCAGAUUACUGGCAGCACCUUUUUUUAUCUAUAUGCAGAUGUUGCCAUGUGUAAUAGUUCCUGUACUCAGAACUGUAACAGCCGUUCAACAAUCGAUCAGGGCUAUGAUACAACAGUCAGCCUUCGCCUUGAUUUUACUAAAAAUUCAGCUUCCAGCACCCUUGGCUGUUUCUCCAUUAAAUCGGCUUUGACUUUACUUCUUUUGCCCUCAAUACUUAUGAUGGUCAUGUAAAGUUCCCCAUGUCAUGAAAUUCCAGAUUAUUAUGAUAUUGUGAAGUUUGGUGCCGGUGAAGAUCAUGAAGAAGAGUCUUUCACUUUUGUGCCAAUUUGCUCUGUCUCAUAUUUGGAAUGCAUACUGCUACUGGUAUCCUGGAAUACAUAUUACUUGUGAUUAUUAAUAUGUUUAUUAUUAGUACUAUUAUUAGAAGUACCUAUUAACUAUAUGAGAUGAUUUUCUUGAUGAAAUGACUAGAAAUAGUAAAUUCACAGAAACUGUAAAAUUAACUUGGGCUUCCCUUAAUCUUAAUUCAUUUUUCAAAUAAAGGUCGAAUGGUUUCCUUUAGUUCUAGUCUUCUGGCAUACACUGACAACUGAACCCAAAAAAGGACUUAAAGGGUUCAAAGAUGGAGUGCCUCAAUUAUUAAAUAAUGG
Molecule: messenger RNA, 1487 nt
Organism: Xenopus laevis (African clawed frog)
Lineage: Eukaryota; Metazoa; Chordata; Amphibia; Anura; Pipidae
Product: uromodulin-like
Exons: 9
Coding region: 4-1068 (354 amino acids)
Source: RefSeq, a predicted model, not a curated record